Molecule: messenger RNA, 383 nt
Organism: Paramuricea clavata
Lineage: Eukaryota; Metazoa; Cnidaria; Anthozoa; Malacalcyonacea; Plexauridae
Source: the annotation of a GenBank genome assembly
AUGUCAGAAGUAAACCAAGAUACGACAGAAGUACCCAUCACAAAUCCAGUAAAGACCCACGUCAAGGAUCCCAGAAGGGUGGAGGCAGGACGUAGGCUUGCUAAGAUAAGUAAGGAAGCAAAAGCAAGGAAGAAAGCACAGCUCGAAGCUAUCAAAGAAGAGGAGCAGAACGUUCUGACCGAAGAAUCUGAAAAUGAUGAGUCAAUAGUCACCCUAGAUAUGGUAGGUCUGGUAGUAGGUAUCGCCGUAGGACUCGGAUCCCUCUAUGUUAUGUUACGUGGUGUAGUCGUCAGGAAAAGGACGAGAAACCCGAGGAAGAUAAGAUUGUAAAGGAGCCGAAACCCGCUGUUAUCACACCAAAAGGUCCUGACUUGUUUGACUAA